GAAAAAAUUACUAACAACUGCCCAGUAUAUUUACAAAACUCUAUUCCAAGAGGAAAAGGCCAGUGACAUAACAGUUUUCAUCCUGGGAAAACCAUGGAGAUUACACAAAGUUUACAUAAGUCAAAGUCCCUACUUUGCGAGCAUGUUUUCUGGCUCUUGGAAAGAGGCAAACCAGAAAGUUGUGCACGUGCAACUCGCUGAUCCCAAUAUAACAUUAGAAUCUCUAUUGGUCGUAUUAGGAUCAUUCUACCAGGACGAGGUCAGCCUCGAGCCAAAAGACGUCAUUCCGAUUUUAGCAACGUCGACAAUGUUCCAGUUACAGGGCUUGAUUGAUCAGUGCACCGAGAUAAUGAUCGAAACGACAAAUAUAAAGACUGUGGUGCCUUACUAUAAUGCAGCUGUAUCUUACGGUGUUCCAGCAGCUAAGAAGGCAGCAAAGAAAUGGUUGGAAGUCAAUCUUCUUGGCUAUGGUUGGAGAUUUCCUUCAUUCCUAAAAGAAUUGACACCUGAUGUGAUGGUUGAAUUGGUCGAGAGCCCUGAAUUAGUCGCGUGGCAGACGGAAUUUUGUAUUUAUAUGAUGUUAAGAGAAUGGCUUUUUGUCCAUAUGGAGGAUAAAUAUCAAUCCCUCCAGGUCGAUGACUACUUCAAAACUCAUACGUGGACAGAGCCCCUGCUGUCCACCGAAGAAGGAAAAAAAUAUGCAGCCCCAUUUAGAGCUUUGAGGAUGAAAAAUCUUCUAUUACACGAUCAGGAUGUCAAAAUCUUAUAUAAUGAUAAUUUAAUACCACCUGAUUGGUUGCAUGACGCCUACAGGGAACAGUGGUUACAUUUAUUGCGGAUCGACGCCAACAUUGAUCGAGGUCCAAAAGAAAUAACUGAGGAAGAAUUCCUGAAGGAAUGCUUUCGGUGUGGCAGGUGUGUGGAAAAACCAGGUGAACACAUAUGGAGAUGGACUGCCUUCCACUUUGGAUUGGAUCUCGUUGUUUACUUAGAUACGACGUCAUUGAGGAUACGAAGGAAUCAUCGGUUGGAUACAGAUCAUAUUACUAUAAAUCAGAGGAAAAGAAAUAUUAUCAUCAAAGUUUGUUUAAUAUCCCUCGAUGAGCAACGUCAGAUAAAACACAUUCAGGACACUGGAAUUCUCCGAAUUUCUCUGCACAAGAAUGAAGAGAAACAAAUUAUAGUACUGGACAAGCAGCUGACAUACCCCCUCUAUAUAUCCGUAAAUAUGCAAGUGGCGACACCCUUUGCAGCAUUCACCACGGAGAAAUCCCCGAACCAGAAACACUGGAGGACCGUCUAAAGCGGGUUCCUCAACACUCUCAUCUAAAACCACUCAUCCUCGAGAUAUUUGCAUAAUCAAUAAAACUAUUAUGUUUAACUUGAACCGUUUCACCCCUCAACCUCGAUCAAUGAUUAAUUUUGCCACUCAAAUCAAUUAUGUUCUCAUUGAAAUCACCCAUCAUCACUUAUUUAUUCUAACUUAUCGACUUACCUAAUCGGAAUAGGAUUAAUUCAAAUGAAUCAUUUUUCCGGAUAAAUCCACAUAAAAUCAGUUCUAAGAUUCAUUGAAAAAUGCACAAAAUGUUAUUAACAUGUUGUUAAUAUUGAAACAUUCCGAUGAUCAUGAUCAUGAAAAGGCAAUCACUGAAAGCAUAAUGAACCUACGAACGUUCAAGUGCCUUAAACAUAAAGAUACAUAGAGGGAUAAUUUUAUUUGAGAUGAAGACAUGGGAGAAAUGUUAUCUCCAAAUUAGGUGAAGGUGAAUUAUAAUUAUUAUUUUUUGAUACGCUUCUACUUUACCUUUUUUGUAGUUUGUAUGUAAUUAGCGAUCACGUACGUCACGAUGAUCAUGGAUAUUAGCUUUUUUUUAUUUUUAAUGUUUUUUUUUUCAUGAAAACGAUGAAAUAAUAUAAAUAUCAAAGUUUCGAUGGAAUUCGUUAAUUUUCUUGUUCAGCAGCCCAUAAAUGAUACAGUGCACUUAAUUGAAGCUUCCGCAAGGCUGUGAACUUUUGUAUUUUGUACCUGUACCGAUAUAACGUUUAAUUUAUUAUUUUAUAAUAAAUGUGGACAAUGAUUAAGAGUUCCUUUGGUAAUUGAGAAUAAAUUACAUGUAAUUAAUGAUA
This is a messenger RNA of Diachasma alloeum, 2127 nucleotides long. It is a transcript of the gene gcl, whose product is annotated as protein germ cell-less. NCBI's taxonomy places the organism in Eukaryota, Metazoa, Arthropoda, Insecta, Hymenoptera, Braconidae. Gene Ontology annotation, molecular function: protein binding. Gene Ontology annotation, biological process: germ cell development. The record is from RefSeq and is a predicted model, not a curated record.